Cladocopium goreaui is the source of this 2544-nucleotide messenger RNA. NCBI's taxonomy places the organism in Eukaryota, Dinophyceae, Suessiales, Symbiodiniaceae. The record is from the annotation of a GenBank genome assembly.
AUGGCCCCCUCUCCCGGAGUUCUCCUCUCCGUCGUGGGCCUCUUGCUCACCGGGCCGGGCUGGACAGACAACGAAGCCGCUUGGGCGCCCCGGGCCCCUGCGCCUACUUCUCCGACCUGGGCAUGGGGCGUUCAUCGUCAGAGUCUGCCAGCCCCCAUUGGGCGACGUACCCGCCGCCGAUUGACCACAGCCUUGAACACCAUGUGGGCGGGGCGGGGGCUUGGAUCUCCUGCUUGGAAACGGCCUCUCCGCCGAACUUGGGGCUACCGUGGUGUUCGGGUGGGUGAGGCCCGGCAUCCUGGCCCUCCUGCACCCGGCUCACCGCUUCAUCCGGCCAUCCAACGUUGCCGCGCACACAGCCCUGACAGUGGCGGCGACAGGCACCCUCUCCGACGCCGGGUUGCCGAGCCAGGGGUCGCUGUCCGCUGCUUUUGCCCUGUUCCCGGCUGCGGCCACGGAGAUGCUAUGCGGGCUUCUGGCUGGGCCUCCCACGAAGGCAUGCGUCACCACUUGGAUGACCACUGCUCCGGCACGCUGACUGGGGCUGUACCGGCGGAAUAUCUCCAGGUCCACCGGCUUGACUUGUGCUCGGUCUGCCGGCUCCUUGUUGGCCGCCGAUACAACGGCGUCCACCCCAGAUGCAGGCCGCACAGCCGCCACCACGUUGCAAAUCACGGCCACGCAUCGGCCCAGGACCCAGGCCUCCCCAGCUUCAGCACCAUCAUGGGCCAUACCGCGCCCACGUUGCGACAUGUCCCCCAUGUCGCCCGGGCGGCCUGGGCCCAAUGCCUUGCUCGUGCCGUGGCUGCGGCGGCUACUACCAACACAGGGCCUGCCUGGCAAGAGUUGCUUAUGCUGCCUAAAGCUGUUCUUGCAGCUCCUCUGCGAGGCGGCGGAGGGCACCACAAGCAAGCGGCGCUCUCCACACUCAGACGUUGCCAGCGGUGGCUGGCUGGCGAACGCAUGGAGCUGUGGGAUGAGUUAGUGCAGCCCCGGCCGGCACGCGCCAGAGCUGAUGGCGUGGAAUUGGCUGCCCAGCAUACACGCUGCUGCGCACUGGCGGCAGAAGGCGAAUUGUCUCGAGCAUGCGCUGCUUUGACGGAGCCUCCUCCACUGCCACCUUCACGGGCAACAUUGGAAGCUUUAGCCGCCCAACACCCCCAGGCUGCUCCUCCGGACGUGGCUCAGCUUGGGCCGGCCCGCCCGGCCGCAGUGCCUGAAGUGACCAAAGAGAACGUUGUCCGGGCAGUGCGCAGCUUUUCCCGAGCUUCGGCUCCUGGACCCUCCGGCCUCCGGGCAGACCAUCUGAAGGAAACGCUGUCCACCGCUCACGGCGAUGAGGUGGCUUCCCACCUGGUUGCUCUGUGUCAGCUGCUAGCGCGUGGAGAGGCGCCUGCGCUUGUGGCCCCCCACUUAGCCGGCGCACGCCUUCACGCCCUCCCCAAGAAACAGGGCGGCGUACGCCCCAUUGCAGUUGGCGAGACUCUGCGUCGCUUGGUGAGCAAGGUGCUUUGCCAAGCUGUGCGGGAGGACGCUGUCAACCACUUUUGGCCCUUGCAGUGCCCGGUCGAGCUUUGUUUUUCCUAUCUGGAUGACGUUGUGAUCGCUGGACGGGCCGAUGUGGUCGCUUCCUCUCUGGCUGCCCUCCAAACUACAGCUGCGGCUGCGGGCCUGGUGCUGGAACCAACCAAAUGUGAAUUGGUUGCUGUUGCCGGAAACAGGUCGGCCGUUGACUUUUCCUUGUUCCCGGCCGGGUUUGCUGUGAAAGGAGCAGCUUUCGACCUCCUUGGGGCCCCUAUUGGAGACAGUGAGUACUGCCCCCAAGCCACUCUUUCCGACAAGGUGCAGAAAGCUGGGAAGGUUUUGGACGCGUUGGGCGAGCUUGACAACCCACAAGUCAGUUUGCAAUUGCUGCGGCACUGCGCGUCCUUCACCAAACUUGUGCACAACAUGCGCACCACCCCCGCUGGGCUCCACAGUGCAGCACUUGUGGCCUUCGAUGGAAAAGUGCGCGCCUGCCUCGAAUCCAUUGGCUGCUUCCCAGUUCCAGACCGGAUCUGGCAACAAGCGACUUUGGGCGUUAAGCACGGGGGGCUGGGCCUUCGACAAUGCGCCGUUCAUGCUACAGCUGCUUACCUUGCUUCUGUGGCUUCCACGCAAGAAGCAUGUCGAGGUUUAGAUGGGCGGUACAACCCGGACUGGCCAACUUCCUCUGCGACUGCUGCAACCUACAAUGCAGUUGUCCUGGAAGCAGAUCGCUUCCGUGGUGACCAAGCCCAUCGCCAGCAAGCCCUCUCAGCUGCUUUAGACAAAGCGCAACUGGCGCAGCUGCUGGUGACUGCAGAGGACGCCAGUGGCCGAGCCCACCUUCAACUACUCCAGCAGCCGGCAGCGGGGGCAUGGCUGUUGGCCCGCCCAUCUCCGGCCCUUGGCCUUGACUUGGACUCUGGCUGGGCUCCGUACGAAGGUUGCGCACUCUGGAUGACCCUGCUCCGGACGGCUAUGGACCUUACCGGCGGAAUAUCUCCAGGCCCACCGGCUUGA